Messenger RNA from Priceomyces carsonii, 2088 nucleotides. RefSeq names its product phosphoprotein phosphatase. The record is from RefSeq and is a predicted model, not a curated record. Gene Ontology annotation, molecular function: phosphoprotein phosphatase activity. Gene Ontology annotation, cellular component: cytoplasm. Bases 1 to 2088 code for a protein of 695 amino acids. The transcript has a single exon. NCBI's taxonomy places the organism in Eukaryota, Fungi, Ascomycota, Pichiomycetes, Serinales, Debaryomycetaceae.
AUGGUGGGGCUUCCAAGAAGAUUAGUGAGACAGCUUUGCUAUCUACUAACCACUGUAAUAAUAAUUACUGUAUUAUUGUUGCUCGCGAAUCGACACAACGUGCUUCGAUUACAAGACUACUUGUCAAUCGACUUGACGCCUUCAUUCUUCCAACCGGCGGCAGAUUCAUUCAUAGUCGAUGUUUCAAUAAAUAAUUGUUUGAAAUUAAAGUCGAAGAACAAGGACUGUGGUUUACCAGCAGCAGCAGAAGGACCACUAGGUGAUUUACAAGACCUGGGAGGCUGGAUUAAAAUCGACAAGGAUUUGUCUUUAGGUAACUCUUGGAUUAAAAAGAAAUACUUCUCUUAUAAGAGAGUCCUGGCAAAGUCAUUGAAGGGAAAUGUACAAAGCGGCCAAAAGGAGCCAGAAAAAAGAGAUGAUCAACAGGUACUUAUAGAUAUUGCAAUUUCUAAUCCAGACAAGGAUGCUUUGAUUAAUGGUAAUAAGCAUUUACUUAUACCAGAGAAAAUAUUAAAGGAGUUACAUUCCGGAAGGGUUUUCAAUGAUAAAGAUCACGAGGAUUUGGUUUUGGAUGGAACUCAUAAGCAAAAGAGCGAACCACUAGUGUCAACACUACAUAAGAUUUCAGAAGUCGCUCCCAAAGAAAACAAAGAAGAAAGGAGCGUUGCAGAGGCAGGCAAUCACGAAAAUUCAAAUCAAGAGAGAGAUUCACUAGGGCUCGACAACAUAAGCGCUGAUAAGAGUCAGGUAAACAAGAGGGCUGAAGAAAACGAUAGACUUGACCUCGACAUUCAGUAUAAAAUCCCUACUAAGGAAGAAUUAUUGAACAAUGGCUGGCAAUAUAAGUCUAAUGGUAUCUGGUUGAAAUAUGGCUCAAAAUGGAACAAAGAAGUAAUCACAGGAUUAGAUAUCUUAUAUGGAGAUGACGCUGUUGAACCAAGACCAAACUGGGAAUUGCUCCAUGAAAAUAAUAUAUUAGAUGUCAACAGUCCGCCUGGAAAAAGUGCUUAUCUCACUAUUCGUAGGGGCCCCAAAGUUGACUACGACAAAGCUGAGUUCAAACCAACAUUAAAACUAAAAGAGGAUGGCAAAUUCAAAAUACUCCAAGUGGCAGAUCUACAUUUUUCUACUGGUGUAGGAAAAUGUCGUGACCCUGUUCCUCCUGAGUCUGCGGAUGGGUGUCAAGCUGAUCCGAGAACUUUAAAAUUUCUUGAGAAAGUAUUGGACUUGGAGAAACCAGACUUCGUCGUCCUAACAGGUGACCAGAUUUUUGGCGAUGAGGCACCAGAUUCCGAAACUGCAAUUUUCAAAGCUUUGAAUCCCUUCAUUUCGCGAAAAAUUCCUUUUGCAAUCACUCUAGGGAAUCAUGAUGAUGAAGGAUCGAUGACUCGAACUCAAGUGAUGAGUUUGUGCUCUAAUCUACCUUUUUCAUUGUCUUCCAUAGGCCCAGAUGAUGCUGCAGGAGUCGGGAAUUAUGUUUUGGAUGUCGAAUCUUUUGAUUCAAAGAAAUCAUCGCUAUCGCUCUAUUUUUUGGAUACUCACAAAUAUUCCCAAAGUCCCAAAGUAAAUCCAGGGUAUGACUGGAUAAAAGAAUCUCAAUUAAAAUGGCUUGAAAGGGCUCAUGUUGAAGUGGAUGACAAGCUGUCACCGGGCUUUCAUUUAUCGAUGGCUUUUUUUCACAUCCCACUUCCAGAAUACAGGAACUUGAAUAAUCGCAUAUUUGGAAGACAAAGAGAGGGCGUUACUGCCCCCAGAUACAAUACGGAAGCCAGAGCUUUGCUUGGUGAUAUAGGUGUUCUGGUAGUGAGUGUGGGUCAUGAUCACUGUAAUGAAUAUUGUCUAGCUGAUAAUCAAAAGAGACGAAUAGGAGGAGAGAAUGAUAUUUGGCUAUGCUAUGGUGGUGGCUCUGGUGAAGGAGGCUAUGGCGGGUAUGGUAAUUAUGUCAGAAGACUAAGGUUAUUUGAACUUGAUAUAAGCGCUGGUGAUAUUAUUACUUGGAAGAGGACUGCGGCGGAUCCUAAGAAAGUAAUUGACAAACAGAGAUUGGUUAAGAACGGAAAGGCCGUAAAAGAUAUUCAACAAGUUUAA